CCUUGUUUUACGCUACAUUUCUUGAUGGUAUUCGUGGUAUUGCAGCUUUAGGUGUCGUUUAUACUCACAACCAGACUAUGUAUGACCAACGUUUGGCUUUUAACUCCUUCGACUUUUUGUAUCACGAAAAGAGAAAGAGAAAAAAAAAUACUGAUUCAGUUGUUAUAAAUAAAAUUGAUCAUUCAGAAAGUGAUGUAGACCUCGAAAUAAUUUUAUCAAAUGUUCCACUCUUAUCAUUGACGGAUUCUGAUAACAUUGUAAUGUCUUAA
Messenger RNA from Racocetra persica, 269 nucleotides. The record is from the annotation of a GenBank genome assembly. Lineage: Eukaryota; Fungi; Glomeromycota; Glomeromycetes; Diversisporales; Gigasporaceae.